This is a messenger RNA of Arachis duranensis, 2360 nucleotides long. Its product is annotated as wall-associated receptor kinase 1-like. Gene Ontology annotation, cellular component: plasma membrane. Gene Ontology annotation, biological process: protein phosphorylation; cell surface receptor signaling pathway. The coding region runs from base 12 to 2303 and encodes 763 amino acids. The record is from RefSeq and is a predicted model, not a curated record. The transcript is spliced from 3 exons. Lineage: Eukaryota; Viridiplantae; Streptophyta; Magnoliopsida; Fabales; Fabaceae. Gene Ontology annotation, molecular function: protein serine/threonine kinase activity; polysaccharide binding; calcium ion binding.
UAAAACAAACCAUGUGUGGUAUACAUUCAUCAAAGCUGCUUCUUCUUCUUGUUCUUUUGUGGAUGGUUUGUGCAGCAGAAGCACAAUUAGGCCUAAACUGCCCAUCAAGUUGCGGCAACGUCAGCAUUCCGUUCCCGUUUGGGACCACCAGGGAGUGCUCCCUCACCCCCGAAUUCCUCAUCAACUGCACCAACCAUGGCCCUUACUUGCCCUCCUACUUAUUGGAAUACAACGACUAUGACUUACAAGUGCUGAACAUAUCUGUGGACGACGCCGAACUCCUUGUUUCGUUGCCGGUAGCCAGUGAUUGCUACUACAACGACACCACAAGCAUGGAACAGGACAAAUUCUUGAAUGAUGAAAUCGAGUGGCAGUUUAAUUUUGGAAAUUAUAGCAUCUCAUGGAGCCGAAACGAGUUCACAACCGUUGGUUGUGACACACUGGGAUUAGUGUUGACACAGGAUUUUUCUGGCGAUCUUAAACCCCAUGUUAAGACAUGCCUUUCUUACUGCGAAGAUCGCGCUGAUGCAAUGACUGAGUCCUGUAAUGGCAGUGGUUGUUGCCGUAGUGACAUACCCAAGGCCGAUGUCAAAGAAGAAGUGUUAACGGGAAUCUCUUAUGGUUUUGAAAACUCGCUACUCAACAACAGUCAUACGAUUGAGUACAGCCCUUGCGGUUAUGCGUUUGUGGCGGAGAAAGGACGCUAUGACUUUAUGUCCGCAGAUCUGAGUAACACGAAGUUGAGCAAUACUCAGUUCCCGGUGGUGCUGGAUUGGAGUGUUGGGAACCAGACCUGUGAAGAAGCCAAGAAGAAUUAUUCCAGCUAUGCAUGUAAAGGGGCAAACACCACGUGUCAGCCUUCAGAGAAGCGUCCUGGUUACCUAUGCAAAUGCCUUCCUGGUUUUCGGGGUAACCCUUAUCACGAGGAUGGUUGCCCACAAGAUAUUAACGAGUGCGAUGGACUCAAUGAUUGCGUCGAACACGCAACAUGCCUCAACGACCCACCAGGAAGCUACACGUGUAAGUGUCCAAAGGGUCUCAAAGGAGAUGGGAGAAACAGUGGAACAAAAUGCCAAAAGCCCAAACCCGACACACAGAUCAUACUCAUAAUUGCGUUGAGUAUUAGUGUGUGUGUGAUAGCCUUACUCGUGGCGUGCUCUUCCAUUUACUGCGCUUUGAAAAAGAGAAAGCUGAUUAAAAUGAAAGAACACUUGUUUCAACAAAAUGGUGGGCUAUUGUUACAACAACAAAUUGCAACACAUCAUCGAGGAUCAACUCAAACAGCUAAAGUCUUCAGUGUGGAAGAGUUAAAGAAAGCCACCAACAACUUCGAUGAAUGCAAUGUCCUCGGCCAAGGUGGUCAAGGAACCGUUUACAAAGGACUCUUAUUGGACAACAGAGUUGUAGCAAUCAAAAUGUCAAAAAUCAGUGACAUUAGUCAAGUUGAGCAUUUCAUCAAUGAAGUGGUUGUACUCUCCCAAAUCAACCAUAGAAAUGUGGUUAAGCUCUUGGGUUGUUGCUUAGAAACAAAGGUUCCCCUGCUUGUUUACGAGUUCGUGCCCAAUGGUACUAUCCAUGAUCAUCUUCAUGGUUAUACACAAAUAUCAUCAAAGCUUACAUGGAAAGUAAGAUUGAGAAUAGCGGCAGAAACUGCUGGAGCCUUGGCUUACUUGCAUUUUGCAACUUCCAUUCCCAUCAUACACAGAGAUGUCAAAACCAGUAACAUACUCCUUGAUCGUGAUCUAACCGUAAAGGUUUCCGAUUUCGGAGCUUCAAGGAUUGUUCCUCUUGAUAAAACACAGAUAACCACAUUGGUGCAAGGAACAUUAGGGUAUCUUGACCCUGAAUACUUUCACACAAGCAAGUUGACUGAGAAAAGCGAUGUGUAUAGUUUCGGAGUCGUGCUGGCAGAGCUACUUACGGCGAGGAAAGCACUCUCUUUUGAUGUGCCUGAAGAUGAGAAGAACCUUGCAAAACACUUUGUGUUUUCAAUGGAAGAGGGACGUUUACUUGAAAUUGUGGAGAAGCACAUCGUAGAAGAGGCAAAAGGGGAGGCACUUGUAGAAUUUGGCAAUAUUGCAUUGAGAUGCUUGAAGUUGAAGGGAGAGGAAAGACCUUCAAUGAAACAAGUGGCAAUGGAACUUGAGAGACUUAGAGUUGAGGAAUGCGGCAACAACAAAGUGAUUAUUGCAUCCUCAUCUGCCUUUCAUGUUGAAGAUGGGAGUGGUGUAAUAAGUGAUAUUAGUACUGGGGUUGAUGCUUUAAACCUAGAUUCCAUGUCAUUAUUGGGUAAUGGAAGAUGACAAUGCAUGUUAAUAUUUGUAUAACCAAUAAGUUUAUAUCCAUGCAUCUUUAAUUUA